UUGUCCUUCCAGUUCAUUUCCCAGCUGAUGAGCUUCCUGAUCGGCUUCGUGAGUUUGGUGUUCUGCGGUCAUUUGGGGAAAAGCGAGCUAGCCGGGGUAGCGCUAGCCAUAGCGGUGAUCAACGUGUGCGGCAUCUCCAUCGGCAGUGGGCUGGCGUCGGCGUGCGAUACGCUCAUAUCUCAGACGUACGGCAGCGGCAACCUGAAGCGCGUGGGCGUGAUUCUUCAGAGGGGGGUUCUGAUCCUGCUCCUGGCCUGCUUCCCCUGCUGGGCCGUCCUGGUCAACACUCAGCCCCUCCUGCUGGUUGUUGGGCAGAAUGCAGAAGUUGCCAGGCUCUCUCAGCUCUACGUGAAGAUCUUCAUGCCGGCGCUGCCGGCGGCCUUCAUGUACCAGCUGCAGGGGCGCUAUCUGCAGAAUCAGGGCAUCAUGUGGCCCCAGGUGAUAACCGGAGCCGCCGGGAACGCUUUCAAUGCCAUCAUCAACUACAUCUUCCUGGGGGUGUUGGAGCUGGGGGUGGCUGGCUCGGCUGCGGCUAACGCCAUCUCUCAGUACGCCUUGGCGGUCUUUCUGUUUGUCUACAUGAGCGCCAGGGGCCUACACAAAGCCACGUGGGACGGCUGGUCGUCAGACAGUUUUCAGGAAUGGGGUCCCUUCCUGCGCCUGGCGUUGCCCAGCAUGCUGAUGACGUGCUUGGAGUGGUGGCUCUACGAGGUGGCCGGCUUCCUGGCGGGUUUGAUCAGCGAGGUGGAGCUGGGAGCCGAGUCCAUCGUGUACCAGCUGGCCGUCAUGAUCUACACGUUUCCGUUAGGCUUCUCGGUUGCCGGCAGCGUCCGCGUGGGAAACGCUCUCGGCGCCGGAGACACGGAGCAGGCCAAGCUGUCCGGCAAGGUCGCCCUCACGUGCGCACUCAUCAUCUCCUGCUUCGUCGGAGCUCUCCUCGCCGUGUCUCGGAAUGUCAUUGCUUACAUUUUCACCACCGACACGGACAUCGUGGCGAGGGUUGCCGACAUCCUGAAGUUGUACAGCUUCAUCCACGUGGCCGACGCCUUCGCGGCCGUGACCGGGGGCAUCGUCCGGGGGGCCGGCAAGCAAAUGGUGGGGGCCGUGUGCAGCUUGGUGGGCUACUACGUGGUGGGCUUCCCCAUCGGAGUGUCGCUGAUGUUCCCCGCCCACAUGGGCAUCAUGGGACUGUGGGCCGGAUUCUUCAUCUGCAUCGUGAUCCAGUCCUUCUUCUACACCGUCUUCUUGUGCCGACUCAACUGGAAGAAAGCCACAGUGGAGGCGCUGGUACGAGCUGGUGUCCCCCCCCAAGAACCAAGCAGGGUCUUUGUCAUAGAAAACAAAGCAUGUGACCAGGACCGCAGUCCAUCCAGUCCUGCGGAGUCCGGUUCCGAGCGGACGCGGUCGGACGGCUCGGCCUUAUCUGUCAGACAGCUAGUGCUACGGCGUGGACUCGCCGUGCUCGCCAUGAUCGGCCUCCUCCUCGCCGGCGUCUUCGUCAGCGAGCUGCUCGUCCAGCUCCAGUUAGGCCAGUAACGGUCAGGAGACGCUCGCUAGUCUGUCUGUGCUUCCACUGUGGAACUAACGAGGAGCGAAUCAGCAGUG
Molecule: messenger RNA, 1605 nt
Organism: Doryrhamphus excisus (bluestripe pipefish)
Lineage: Eukaryota; Metazoa; Chordata; Actinopteri; Syngnathiformes; Syngnathidae
Source: RefSeq, a predicted model, not a curated record